Truncatella angustata is the source of this 639-nucleotide messenger RNA. RefSeq lists its product as uncharacterized. The transcript has 2 exons. The record is from RefSeq and is a predicted model, not a curated record. NCBI's taxonomy places the organism in Eukaryota, Fungi, Ascomycota, Sordariomycetes, Amphisphaeriales, Sporocadaceae. The coding region runs from base 201 to 539 and encodes 112 amino acids.
GGGACAAGUCUCGACGGCCUUUUCUCUACUUCUCUAUGGGAAUUACUAUUGGUGCAUGGAGGGUUGCCACGAGCCAGGGACCUAGAAAUGGCCUGACCUCACGGGCAAGACCAGGAUAGGGAUGUUUUGCAGGAGCAGUGAUAUCUCAGUGGUCAUAUUUGGUAUAAAUACUAGGCCUGGUGCCUGUUCCCAUUAUUUUGAUGAUCUCUGCCCCAUAUCAUAUAUAUCUACCACUCUCAUCACUACUUGAAAACAAUCGACAGAUCUCACUGCUUUUGCCAUUCCUCGCCAGACGAGUAUUUUUCACCAUGUGUAAAUAUAUAUCCCACACGCGAGCCUGUUUCAUCUGUGGACACGAACACACGGUUCUCAUAUCCGAAAAGCAAUGCUCAACCGCCAGACGCAGCGGCAUUUUCGGCAGUUGUGGCAGGGGGAUCAGCAGCUAUACCAAAAGCACACCACAGAGUUGUUGGGAAUGCAAAGAAAACAGUGCAGUGGUAUCGAGGGCACACGUUCUGCAGCAGGUUGGCUUUCAUUGAUUCGAGCUCGCCGGAACAAUUCACGCUGCCCUUCUGGGCUGGCACUCUGCGACACUGGCCGGGCUGUACGUCUGACCACAUCUACACACAACCACUAUCA